Polypterus senegalus (gray bichir) is the source of this 1881-nucleotide messenger RNA. RefSeq lists its product as uncharacterized. NCBI's taxonomy places the organism in Eukaryota, Metazoa, Chordata, Cladistia, Polypteriformes, Polypteridae. The record is from RefSeq and is a predicted model, not a curated record. Bases 288 to 1532 code for a protein of 414 amino acids. The transcript has 6 exons.
CCUUCUGAUUGCCAGUGCAGAUCGCUAGCCUCAGAGCCACCACUCCGCUCUAAUACUGAAACUAAAUGUCCGUCAUGAUAAAGCCAAUCUAACUUACUCAAUAGUGGCAAGAUUUUGUGUCUGUCUGAAUGCAGUUUGUUUUUUUCUAUUCAUGUCAUUUUAAUUUUUUCAUAGUGUGCUCACUAACUAUUUUUUUUAUUUUAUAAAACACUUUAUGCAAGCAAAGCUGAUUUUUAAAGAGUUGUGGAUCCAGUAAUAUUACCACAGUGGAUCCUGCAAAUAGAACAAUGACUAUAGAUGGACCCAGUCCUUCAACGCAGAAGCGGAGCAAAACAACGCAUUCAGGAUAUGACAAAGAUGAGAAUAUAGUGCAAACCACAAUAUACCGUAAAUUUCCUGUUGACUAUUUAUCACAAGACAAACAUGACACAAGAAGAUAUGCGUGGGUCAAAUGUGACGAAGUGUCAAAGAAGAGGCCUAAAUGCCCAACUGCUAAGGACAGCAGCUUUUAUUUUUCUUCGUUUGUAUGUUUUGAAAGUCCAGCAACAAAUGAAGAGCUAAAGUUUAACCUGAGUGGAUCCUUUAAUUCUGAUAAUUACGAAACAAAUGACAGCAAUAACCUUUCUUCUAUUCUGGACUUGUCUCAGGUCUAUCCGUUAAUGGUGGCUAAAAUAAAGGCAGCCUUCCAAAGUCAAGCAACAAUGAGUGCCGCUAAUACAGUGCAGAGGUUUUAUCGGAAACUAAUGAGCCAGAAAGUAAAAGCACGCAAGAUGGCGAUUGUGCAAUGGAGACUGAAUAACACGCUACUGAAGGAGUACUCCCUUUCAUUUUGUGCUUCCGAGUCUGUUGCUCAGCCUUUUAACACUAAGCUGAUUGCAAAUACUACUUUUAGUACGAGUCCAUCAAAAAUCGGUUUACUUCAAUGCGACAUGUCAUCAUUUAGUGUGAGCAGCAGCUCAACUGUCAAGAAGCCUUUGAUGCUUGAAGCUUCAGUCAAGCCAUUAGCUCUCACCGCCCACGCGUGCCUUUCACCAAAAGAAAAUAAAGGAAGUCCAUCAAGUCCUUUAAGAGUCCAGCAGUUGAGGAGGACACACACAGAACAGUUUAUGGAUCAGCAGCAGCCACCAUCCUCGCCAAGUAGCAGGUCUUGUCAGAUGUCCUACAGUUUUAUACUGGGAACUCCUCCAAGAGUAAAACAGCACUCCGAUUUCAAAAAGUUGGUUCAGAGGAAGUUGAGUGUUGAGUCCAGCGGUGAUUCUUUAAGUGACCUUUCAUCGUCACAGCAGAGAAGACAUUCAUUUUCAGGCUUGCUGCAGCCUUCUGAUUAUGAAGAUGUUGACAGCAAAUUUGAUUCUCUGUGCCAGAAGCUUCUUUCUCCAACACGUUUCAAGAGUUAUUUAAGUUCAUUUGAUGUCUCGGAUGUACAGAGGGGCCCGUCCAUGCUACCUGCUAUAACCCUAAACAGAAAAAACAAGAGAGGUGCAUUUUGUGACGAUGACGAUGAUAUGCUGCGAAAAAGGCAACGUAAUUAAGUGUCUGUCCCUUCAAAAUCCAACUUUCACUGUUGACUAUGCCGAUUGUCCCGGGCCGUACUGUCGGAACAAAACGAAACCACCAAUGGAAGCAGAGCAGCCAAUGUGUCCGCAGACUGACCUGACCGGUAAGAGGUUUAGUUCAUUGUGAAGUUCAUUUACUAGUUAUGGAUACUUCAGGAGUUGUAAAUGUUUGAGUUUUUGGAUGCGUUUAAUAGAAGUGUAUUGACUGGACCUGUUUGUUCUCAGUACGUUCAAGAUUUGCCAACAGAACUUGACAUCCUACUUAUUUUUCAUAUGUUAUAAAGUUGCACUUGUUAAAUGUAAUUUUUUUUGUUCAUGUAAUCAU